CUUGGAAAAUAUUUCCUUAAUUUAAAUCUCGGUAUCCCAAGAAUGCUUUGAUGGCAUCACUGUUUCCGACAUGGUCCCAUGCUAGACCGCACAGCUUCGCGUGUUUCGAUAAAAUAAACCGCUACCACAGCAAAGCGUCCGAUCCGCCGAUGUUUUCGUCAUCGCCCAGCCAACCCUGCCGGGCCGGUCAUUACCAGUAGCAGCGUUGAGCAGAAUGCAAACAGUACGCUCCGCUGCUAGCUAUACUUGCUCGCGCGGUCCACCACGUGAGUUGUGAGAGCAGUCUUCGAGAAUCCAACGCCGGAGCAAGUCGUUCGGUUGGUCGUCGGUCGGUUGUUUGGCUGGCGUUGGGUCCUGUUCUUCCUACGGAUUUUUCGGUUCGGUUUGUUGAUUUUUGGUGUUUCGGUCGGAAAAGCUUUGCUGGGAUGAGUUUUCACCACCAGAGAAAGCACGGCGACGACUCUCUUCUUCUCUUCACGGCAUAGGUAUUUUCGGGGAUGAUGUGUGUUGGACGUGGUCGUGUCGUAGAGCAGCAGGAUCUUCGCAGUCCGUUGUCGCCUUCCGUCGGGGCUGAAUGUGCAUUGUACAGUGUAGAUGUUUGGUUUUAGAGCUUUAGAGUCCUGCCAUACUGCUAAUAAUAACACUAAAAAGGGGAAGACCGGAGGAAAAAUCUAUAGAGGUGUCAUCCUAGUGAGAAAAUAGUUACCCAGGAACACAAAAGGCUGCUGUACAUAGGCUGUACUGAAGAAAUCCGUCGUUUUGUGCUACGUUUUUAUACUAAGAAAUCUGGAGAAAAUAGUCCAUAAAAAUACAUUGUUACACAACUUAAUCGCGAAAAAGAAAAUCAGUGCUCGACAAAAAAAAGGCUGCAGCGAAACGCAAUUAUCGAUCUCCUUCUCCAAGUGGCUGACAAUAAGUGUUUUCGGUUCAGUUUUCUAUCCCUGCCAGAGCUUUUUUGGAAGAUUGUUAUUGUAAUUGAUUUUUAAAACAGAAUAUUUCUGAAAAUAGUGGUUUAUUUGUUGGGUCGAUCGAUAACCGUAGUGAACGGGUACACAAAUAGUGAAACAAAAAAAAACUAGUGUUGUUGAAAAUAGUUAUACUUAAAAUUACUGGAAUAAAUCCUAAGAAGAUAUUGUUGUAAAAUUGUUUAACGGACUCUGCAGAAACCCCAAGAAGAGUUAAUGAAAUGAGUGAAAACCGGUUCAUAGAACAGUACAUUUGAAUAGUUUGCCUACACCAUACUACAAAAUCAAUAUUCAGUGCCUGACUCAACUGCAGUGAAAAGUGAAAAAAAAGCAAAGAAAAGGAAUCUAUUUACCAUAUAACCUGUAUAGUCCAGAGAAAUUAUAAUAAAAAGUUCACAACAAAACCACAUCUGGCUCAUCGGAGCAUAAUCCAGAGAAAAGAAAGAAAAUCAAAGCCAUCUAUUCUGGAACCCAAUCACGCAGAGCCCUAGCCACAAAACCAUCGAAUUCAAUUACCACACAACAACUCAGUGUUUUGGAAAGAUUGCACAAACAAACCAUAGAGUCAAGCAAAUUCCGCCGCUUGCAGUCUUGCAGAAAAUUGCAGUCUCUAUCCCUAAGCGCGUCGUCAUCCAUCAUCGACCCGGGAGGCAAACGACAAUGCAUGUAAAUGAGAUGCACUCGUCCGUUAUCGUUGUUGUUUCCGCCGCUUGAGACAUCAUCACCCGAGUGUAUUGGCGCGUGAGGAUAAAUUUAGAGCCGGCCCACGUUGCGGAGGUUGUGUGACACCGAGGAGAGCACGGUGUAAUUGUAAUUGAGCAACAACCUGCCAGCACCUAGUGUGGCCCCAUUCAGUCACUCGAUAAUUACAGAGGAGCAGUCCUUCUCGGAACAAACAGCAUGCAGAUAACAAGACGCAGCCAAACGAGCAUCGCUACAUAUGGGCACUAGUUUGUGCUUCGACAGGGAAAUUUGCAUAUAGAUUGGUGACCGCAUCUCCUUGGCCCGUACCGGUGCGGUGGUGUUUGGCACCCGUAUUGUGUUGCACCGCGGAGAUCAGCUGGGAAGGGAGUGAAAGUGGCACCAUAUCUAAUUUAUCUAAACACCCCGGAUGCCGGCAACCCAAUGGCCCAACUAAGCAGAGCAAUUUUUAUCGAGAAUCACAGAAAUAUUUUCUAUAUUUAGACACCCCGUUCAUCUAAGUCCCAACAUAGACGACCGUGCGCGCGCUAGAGAGUAAACUGCAUCAUCAGCAACGAAUGUGAGUGUGGUGUAUAGUGUUAGAUGCGCUUCAAUGAAUCCAAUUCAGCAUUUGCGCCAAACGACGACGAUUGAAACGUCAGAGGUGAAAGUGGGAGCAGGGUUAGGGUUGCAAGUGGCGGUCGCGUCCUUCAGUGCUACGUGGCACGUGGCUUAUGGGAAAGGAAUCGACCGCAACUAGUGGAGUCAGCAGUCAGUAGUGGGAUGAUGGAGUACAAUCUUCAACGACAACCGUCCAGACUGGAGGAGGCAGCGGAACAGUGGAAAGGAUCGGCACCCCGGCGGAGUCGAAGCGAAUGUGAUGAAGUGAUCUGUGAUAGAAGCAACGUCGUUACCAAUAACGCUUGUUUAGCAAUGGAUAGUACAGAGGGAGGUGCCGAUGCAGAACUGAGACUGGAAGUUAACGUCUGCAGCAGCGGUCGACGGCGAGCAUCGUCGUUGUACAGCAAUCAAGUUCUAACCCGUAGCCGGAGCAAUGUAGCAACGUUGUCAUCGCCAUCGAACGGUGGUGGUAUGGUCGAGAGUUGUUGCAGUUCGGUGCAGCGAUUGGACAGCUGCGGCGAUCCGGACGAAAGUAGCAAUUAUCUUAGCAUUAACAAUAGCCCUAGUAGUAGUUGUUGUGAUAUUCCCGAGGAAACCUCGCCUAUGAUAAGUGCAAGACGAAAAAGUAGAAGCGGCUUCGAAGAUGACUUGGAAGCUAGAGCCAUGCACCGAAGGACGGUGCUACUGCAGCAGGAAGGUCGACGACAUCAGUCGGAUUCGUCCGAUUGCUGUGACAUUGAAAUCGACACGGGUGCUGAGGAAGACGAGGACGAAGAUGAUUCGCUACUGACGUCGACCAAUUCCGCUGCGACGACUGCUACUGUAGCGUCCAACAAAUCGCAACUGAACGUCCCGGAUGCACUGGCUGGACACGAUACAAAUGUUAAUAUUGUUGAUAACCCCGUUAGUGAUAGCAACGAAAAUAGUGUUAAUCAAACGCAUAGUAGCGGUACAAUUGGGGCGCCGGCACACAACAAAAUUACAACGACGCCUUCGAACCUAAGCAAUUGCAGUGGCCUACCGACGGUGACCGUGGUGCAGCUCAAACCAAAGCAGAACCUCCUCUACUUUCUACGAGUGAUUUUCAAUCAUUGCAAGAGUUCCGGUAUCGGUGAGCCUAGCGUGUACCAUGCCUUAGUUGUGAUAUUUUUGGAGUUUUUCGCGUGGGGUCUGCUGACGAUGCCCGUGAUAAAUGUUCUGAAUCAGACCUUCCCCGAUCACACAUUCCUGAUGAACGGUCUGGUGAUGGGCAUCAAAGGAAUCCUCUCGUUUCUAAGCGCCCCACUCAUCGGUGCAUUGUCCGAUGUGUGGGGCCGAAAGUUUUUCCUGCUGAUAACAGUGUUCUUCACCUGCGCCCCCAUACCGCUGAUGUCAAUCAACUCAUGGUGGUUUUUCGCAAUGAUCUCAAUCAGCGGAGUGUUCGCUGUUACUUUCUCGGUGGUUUUCGCUUACGUGGCCGACGUAACGACCGUUGAGGACCGUUCCCGGGCUUAUGGUCUGGUGUCGGCUACAUUUGCUGCUAGCCUCGUUAUUUCACCAGCCCUAGGCGCCUAUCUGAAUGACAAAUAUUCAGAACCUCUAAUAGUAGCUUUAGCGACAGCGAUCGCAGUCUUAGAUGUAUUUUUUAUCCUAGUGGCAGUGCCGGAAAGUUUACCGGAGAAGGUGCGGCCCAGUUCAUGGGGUGCACCAAUCAGUUGGGAGCAGGCCGACCCCUUUGCCGCGCUACGGAAGGUUGGCUUGGACCAAACCAUUCUAAUGCAGUGCGUUACAGUAUUACUAUCCUACCUGCCAGAGGCCGGACAAUAUUCGUGUAUUUUCGUCUAUCUGAAGCUGAAAAUGCACUUCAGCUCGGUGGAUGUGUCCAUCUUCAUUGCCGUCGUCGGUAUUCUGAGCAUACUGACACAGGUUGUUCUAGGUGAUUUAAUGAAGGUACUUGGUGCUAAGCGUACUAUAAUAAUAGGAUUACUAUUCGAAAUGCUGCAACUACUGUGGUACGGUUUUGGCAGUCAAACCUGGAUGAUGUGGGCUGCCGGAAUCCUAGCGUCACUCGCGUCAAUUACUUAUCCAGCCAUCAGCGCAUUUGUUUCGAUACACUCGAAUCCAGAUCAACAAGGUGUUGUUCAGGGCAUGGUGACGGGCAUGCGGGGGCUAUGCAACGGGCUGGGCCCGGCCAUGUUCGGUGUCAUCUUCUACGUGUUCCACGUGGAUUUGAACGACGACCACAAUGGGGUGGCCGCCAGUCUAAACGGUCAUUCGGCGGCCGGGAGUGCCAUCGGGGGCAGCGCCCUAGGCAGCAGUGGUGGUCUAGAUGGGAGCAAAUUCGUGCGGAACGAAACCCUGCACGGGUUGGGCAGCGGCAGCCAUCACAGCAUCAUCGAGGACGAGUACUCGCAGAUGAUGCCGGGUCCGCCGUUCGUGUUCGGUGCCCUGAUGGUGAUCUGUGCGAUUGCCGUGGCGGCAUUUAUUCCGGAAGCGCCCAGCGAUAGCAUCCGGCGGCCAUCGGGUGAGAAAAAAAAAUCGGACUAUAGGAGCCAUGAUAAAUUUUCAGUGCUUAUUGGCGAAUGAAUGAAUCACAAUGGCUAUCAGUAGACGCGGAUUACGAGUACGAACGGGGUCGCAAAGUAGCUGGACCACUGUCGCCCCUGAUGCACCAAGACUCAGCUCAGCUAUAGUUUUUCCUGUAAAAAAAAACAAAAGAGGCAAUGAAUAGCACCAAACAAAUAAGUAACCUGCAACCAGGCCUGCUAGCCAAGAGCUGAAGUCAAAACAAAUAUCACACACACAUUCAUCUGAGAAGCAGCGCCACUGUCGGUCAUUGUGACAACUCCCCCCCAUCAUUGGACCCCUCCCCCUCUGAGAGAAGCGGAAAGUUUAGAACAACCAAUUUUAGUUGUUAUUUUAGUGGAUAGAGAUCGAAAAGUUUUUACGUGUGAAUGAAAUAAAAGGAAAAGUCACACUCGCACCCAAAACUGACAUUCGGUUAUGCGGUUUGAACUGCUAGUUUGUACAUUAUUUUCCAGUGGAAAGCCCCCUUCAUUCCCACUACACACUAGUUUAUCCAGCGUUCCACGUAUAUUAAAACACUGAGGUUAUAAAGAUAUCCAAAAUAGAUUUGUACCCGCGCUUGAAGUUUGAUUCCUAGAGCGGUGUUUGUUUGUGCAAAAGAAAAAAGUUUAUAUAAAAUCGAAUCGAAAAUCUAUAAGCUUUAAAUUUGAACCAGAUUUUUGAGCGAAAGCUGCCAGCAAAAGCACGCAGUGCGAGUUUAGUAGGUUUAUCAAUUGGAAAUCGAUUAUUUAGAGUUCGUGCAGUCGAUUCAUAUAUUCAGUAGCAACGAUGGGAAAAAGAGUGGUCAUGCGGAUUGGGUAUAUCAUGUAAACGACAACAAUGAAGACAAUGCCAUUAGUCUAGUCAGCGAAAUCCUUUUAUAUUCGUGUAUUAUUUUGCAAUCCUCCUUUGUGCAGGAUGGCGUCGAAAUUUUUCUGGGUUUAUAUUUAUAAAGUUGAAACGAAAAUUUAUGAAUUAUUUGGACAAAUUGUUACAGUGGAAAGAGUAUACGUUACUAGAGAAAUGGAAAAUAUAAUGGUGUGGGAAAUAGACGAAUAAAGGAAUGACAUGACUUCUUACUACCUACCUAAAACUACUAAAACGAAAGAGUGAUAAUAGCAUAGUAAGGAUUAUUUUCAGUUGUGUAGGCAAAUGGUUGGAAAUAACAAAAUGAAGCAAGGCUGGAUCGAUUACGACGGAGGGUGAACAGGGAAGUUGCACGAUAUGAUAUAGUAACUAUUGCAUCUAGGGUGAAUCCGGGAGGAAACCGAGUUGGUAGCACGUACAAUCCGUUUUGAAAGGGAUGAGCUUAAGAUGUGAUUCUAUCACGUUGUUGUGCAGUAUGGAUGGAAUGGACAAAAUGGAUUUUUCUCUUCUGAUUGGUUAACUCAAACGGAAGUGACACUACCUCGAGUUAGUUUUCUCUUUGAUAAAGUGACCAAGUUUUUCUAGGUUUUUUGAGGCUUUUAAAACUAAAAACCGUAAUCGAGAAUCGUUAGACGCUGUAUACGAAGACCUCGGAUGCACUAUAGUUGGUCUGAAGACAGUUUAUUAUGAGUGUUUCUGUAUUAAUAAAACGUCUUAAUCAUCUUUCGUAUGAUGGUGACUUUGCAUAGCAUUUAGGUACAACAAAAAGCUGUCGUUAUAAGCAAUGUUUACCCAACAAUUAAAAAAAACGGUUCGUUGUAAGAUAAGCAACAUUUUCAAAAAAUGUCUAUUAUUUGGAUAGAAUUCUAAGCAGCUUGUAGUUGAAUUUGUGUUAUGAAUCCAUAAUCAAAAUAAUUCUUUCGUUUUUAAUUGUUUGGCUAUGUCAACGGAGUUAAUCAAACUACGUUCAGUAACGUGAUCUCCGAAAUAAUCAUGGAAAAUAUAUCAUGAAUUUGCGAAAUUUAAAGUUCAGAGAGUUGUAUAAAAAAAUCACAGAUAAGUUUUCUUGUAGAAUCAUCCGAAGGAACUUCGCAUGAUUUGAAUGAAUCUGCUGGGAUACCUAGGAAAUAUCUAGUCACAGUCAUCUCUUGGUUAAGUGUCUUGGAACGUAUUUAUAUCGACUACUUCCAUCACUUUUCUGGUCAUUAUUAAAGCUUGCAGUACAUCGGAGAUGUAUUACAAGCAUUGACGCGGCCGAACAGCUUAUAUUAGUAUCGUAGUAAGUGACUUAUCUGGGAAGGUGUCAAGAGAUAAGACUCGGGCUUUUCUUUCGUAUCCCCUGGCUUCCGGAUCAAAAGACAACAAAUUUCUAGUAGGGUAUAUGUACCAUUCCUUGGCCUAAUUUGCAAGCCGCAUUGACAAUUUUGACCGUAACUCAUGAAUUAAUAGCACUAGAAAUAAUAUGUUGACCCUAUUACACACUCUAGGUAAUGCAUGUUUCCCCAAUUGGAAGUAAACUAACGUAAAUAUUCAAGAAUUUACUUUAUUAAGUUGAAAAGACUCGAUGCGGUGGUAUGCAACGUUGGUCUAUGGUACAAAAAUUGGCCUAUUAGUGGAUACAACGUUGGCCUAUUGCUUUCCAUGCACUAGAACCACAUUAUCUCAUUUUUUUCAAUAUUUCUGCUGAAGUAUUAUCUCUGUUUGUUCACCAAUCUUACUUGUACAUUACAUUUUUGGAGCCAAAUUUUCAAAAAACUGUAAAUAAAUUACUUAAACUUAAGUUCAUUCUUAAUUUAUUAACGGAAACAACGCAACCCUAUUAUUGUGUUAUAUUUUUACAGUAACCGUACACAAAAUCUUUCUUCCUGUUCGUUCUUUCUGGUUCUUACGCAAGCAAUGUUGUUGACGUCACUUUAUCGGUGUUUUUUACGUCACUUUACUGAUGGGCCAAGAUUUGGGUACAUAGUGAAAAAAAUGUCCUCAAUAUUCGGCCCACAUUCAACUUGUAAAAUAUUUAUUAUUCGUUGAAAACUAAUAUACAAGCUCAAAAUAGCGUCUUUGACCGUCGCAUCAAAUGUUCAGUUAUUGAAAAGUCAGUUCGAAAUGUUCCAGAAUCAUGCCAUUUAUGAUCAUGUAUAUAGACUACCCACUAAGCCGAAGAAUCAUGGCGUCUACAAAAGCUAAACAAAGUGACAUUUUCAUUCAUUUUUAAUGCUCAAAAGUGCUAAAAUUGAAACGAAAUGUUACAGUUGUUUGCCGCAUAGCUUUUCCGAUAUCCAGUUAUGCGUGUUUGUUUGAGUUUUUGGAUAACGUUGAGAUAGGCCGAACGAGGGGGCUAUGCCAACGAAGCAUCCCGAUACCCUAUUUCACAAAAAAAACGAAAAGAGACUAGCAGUGGUGGAAAAAUCUCUUGCUUCAUCUCAUUUUUCUGGUGUAAAAUUGAAUACCAGCGUACACUCGUGCAGACGUAGGACAUCCAGGGAGUCAUUGGGUAGAUUCUAGUAGCUAUGCAAGACUAUUCGCGGGAUUUUUUUCAAAUUUCUUCAUGAUCCUUAAGCUCUUUUGCGAAAAUUGUGCACCCAGUGAUUGCUUGCGACCGUUUCAAGCAGCCAGACUAAAAGAUGUGCAAUUAUUAUUAUUAAUACAGAAACACUCACUCAUUUGGUUCAAAUUAAUUGUAUGUUUCUCAGUUUUGCCUUCACUACCCCAGCAAUUUUGCUCCGUGAAUGAAAAAAAAAACUAAACAUUUUCUGUUUUCACCAAACAAAACAAAUUAUGUUUAAAAUUAAAAUAUCGUCUUACAUUUUUUACUCCGCUAUUCAACCAAUUCAGUUCACAUUUUAAGCGUUGCAAAUCUCUUCUAUCUAUCUAGUUUAUGUAAUUAUAAUAUAUGUUGUUCUUCUACAUCAGAUUUAAAGUUAUUUGCCUAUAAAUUUUUCCAGUUUUCGUUCCCUGUUUUAAAACACCAACUUCUACUUUAUUGAUGAUCAUUCUCCAUGAACUGUUAUACGCUUUGCCAUUCUGUUUUCAGACAGGUAUUUUGUAUUUCUCUGUCCUAUACAAAUUGACUGAACAAUUUCGUAAACUAAAAAAAAUACCAAUUAGCCAAAAUUUCCCUCAAUCACAUUUGAAAUGUGAACUGAAUCGGUAUAAUUACUAGCAUAAAACAAAUGUAGGUCGAUUCAUGCAGCGGAGUGAGGCAGAUGAAAGAGAGUAUUAGUCCAAAGAUUAUUGAAAAAUAGUUAUUUAGCAAAAUAAACAAAAACUAGCUACACUAGGGCAUAAUAAACUGAACAAGCAACAACAAAAUCUCUAAACCACUCCCAGAGAAACUAAAGUUAUCCUCUAUUUGUAUAGAAAAUAUAAAACUAAAAACAAUCAAACAAAAAUAAACUAACAAAAACAGCGGUACGUAGCGAUACAAAUUCAAACACACGCCAACGCAAACAAACAUACACACACAAACACUGGUGGUAAACAAAAAAAAACGCUCGAUAAGUUAAACCGUUUUCAUUCGAAACACACACACUCCGGUAGAUGCGAGACCGAAAGUCAAUAUGAACGCAAAUGUAAAUGCAAUUUUCACCUCGAAACGUUUCGGGGACCUUUCGUAUUUUUUAGGAUGAGCCAGACGUGCGAACCACAAUGGAUGGAUCGUAUGAAGAUGGGGGUGUGUGCAUUGCCCAUUUUUCCGUUUUUCUAACACAAACGCACCCACUCCGAGAAACAAGUUGUUGACAAAUCGUUAAAUCAGUGAGCAGUGAGUUCUAUUUUUGUUUCCGUGUUGAGUAUGAGAGGGUGAAUAACAUGAAUGGGAGUGAAAUCAAUAAAUACAAAAAAAAAAUGAGAGAGAAUGGGAAACGUGAUGAGAGCGGAUAAUGCAAGACGGUGUCGAAGAAAAAUGUAUAAAGUGAAAUAAAACAGAAAAUCCCAGUAUAAUUAAAAAACAUAGGUUUAUCAAUUAGAAGGAGAGUUUUUUUUUAGAACCGAGCAAGGAAAGCUGAAGAUGAGAUGUACAAUAUAAUAGGAAACAGAAUGGAUCGUUGGAAGGACGGGAUGAUAUGCUGUAAAAUAAAUUGACAACAAAAAUCCAAUGCAACUUUGCUGAAAA
Messenger RNA from Aedes albopictus (Asian tiger mosquito), 9789 nucleotides. Its product is annotated as hippocampus abundant transcript 1 protein. Gene Ontology annotation, biological process: transmembrane transport. Gene Ontology annotation, molecular function: transmembrane transporter activity. The transcript is spliced from 13 exons. Bases 2430 to 4832 code for a protein of 800 amino acids. Lineage: Eukaryota; Metazoa; Arthropoda; Insecta; Diptera; Culicidae. Gene Ontology annotation, cellular component: membrane. The record is from RefSeq and is a predicted model, not a curated record.